Messenger RNA from Penaeus chinensis, 3091 nucleotides. RefSeq names its product calcium-activated chloride channel regulator 4A-like. Bases 49 to 2862 code for a protein of 937 amino acids. The transcript is spliced from 20 exons. NCBI's taxonomy places the organism in Eukaryota, Metazoa, Arthropoda, Malacostraca, Decapoda, Penaeidae. The record is from RefSeq and is a predicted model, not a curated record.
AUCAGGAACGCCGGAAGGGAAUUUCCAAUCGUAUUCACAGGAGCGGCCAUGAGAACCCUGGCAGCAGCACUGACAGUAGCGUUGGCGACACUGACCCUGUCGGCUUCGGCUUCGGCUUCGAAUCUGAUCAAUAACGGGUACGAAGAUUUGGUGGUGGCCAUUUCUCCCUCCGUGGAUGAGUCGAACGCAGAGGCCAUCAUCUCGUCUAUUAAGAAAACGAUCAGCGAGACUUCCUCCGUGCUGUUUAAAGCUUCCCGCCAAAGAGCGUUCUUUAGAGACGUGAAAAUUCUCCUGCCGAAAACAUGGACCAACACGUCCUACGAUGAAGCGGCUCUGAACGAAAAUUUCGAGGACAGCGAGAUCCGAGUAGACGCGAGGAAUGUGGUUUACGGUGACCAACCCUACACGGACCAGCCAGGGGGUUGUGGUGUUCCCGGCCGGUACAUCCACCUCACACCGGAGUACCUCACUGACGACGCCCAGGCAGCUUGGUGGGGCCCCCGCAACAAGACUCUGGUACACGAAUGGGCCAAACUGAGAUGGGGAGUGUUUGAUGAGAUCGGUUACCCUCACGACCCGACCUUCCCGCUCUUCUACUGGAACACACAAAUCACGGCUGACGGAAUAGAGGACGUGGUCAUUCCGAACUACUGCGCCAACCAUGACCUGACGGGAGAGUUGAUGGACAUUGUGAGUCGGGGACAGUGUAGUUUCAAGAGUGGAUUCCCCGACGAGAACUGCCGCUUCCUACCGAGUGCCAAUCAAGAUGCCACGUCUUCUCUUAUGGCCUAUUACUACAUCAACAGCAUCGUAGAAUUCUGCGACACAGCGACCGAUGAGCAAUUCUCCCACAACAGCUUGGCUCCAAACAGGCACAAUCUCAUGUGUAACAGCCGCUCGGUGUGGGAUGUUGUCAAUCUGCAUUCAGACUUUGCUAACGGAGCGAACCCUCCCAUCGCCGCCCUCACGCCCACGAGGAUCACCGUGCUGCGCCAGGAGGAGGCCAAGUUCUGCCUGGUCCUUGAUUACUCGCUCAGCAUGGAAGACUCCCAGCGUGUCGUGAAGUUGCAGAGGACGGCGCAGAGGUGGAUUCUGCACGAGGUGGCGCAGGGAAGUUCUGUGGGCAUCGUGAAGUUCUGGGGAACAGCCACAGUGACCGCCGACUUAACCGAGAUCACAGACCAAGCAUCUCGCCAAAAUCUAGCAAAUCUCAUCGACAGGAAGCUCGGCAGCUCCACCAGCAUCGGCGCCGGACUUUCACUCGCUGUCAAUAAUGUUUUGGUUGGGCAAAAGAACCCCGUGAUCGUCUUGGUUACUGACGGUGAAGAGAACAAGUCGCCUUACAUUUCUGAUGUGAAGGACAAAGUGAUCGAUUCGGGUGCAAGAGUAGUGACUAUUGCUUUCGGAGACAAAGCGGACCCUAACCUGGAGAGCUUGGCUGAGGCGACGGGAGGCAAGACCUUUACCGUCGUCGAUACUGAUGACGGAGGGAUGCUCGAUGACGCCUUCCUUGGGGCUCUCACGUACCAGCCGGGAGAUAAGCUCACUGAUAUGAAAGUCCAGAUCUACGAGUACGAAUACGAAGGGAAGCUAACGCAGCUCAACGAAACCUUCUUCGUGGACGCCUCCGUCGGCCGCGACCUGGAGUUCCGCCUCGACACCAACGACGUCAACUACGUCACUUCGGCCCCCGUCCUCGCUCGGCCCAACGGCACCCAGAUCGGCGCCACGAGCUUCGACAGCGGGAUCAACAUGUGGAUCAUAAGCGUGCCGCUGGCGGAGGAAGGAGAAUGGGCGUGGAUCGCAGGCUUGUCGGGGGGCAGCAACAAGUACGUCCGCGUGGGGGUCACAGCAAAGGCGAGAGACCCGGAGACAAUGCCCAUCUACACUCGAUCCUGGCUGAGUGACACGGAGGAUGUGGAUGCUACUGUUAACCCCAUCAUUGUUUAUGCCGAAGUGAAGCAGGGCAAUAACCCGGUUGUCGGUGCUCGCGUGAGGGCGUCCGUAACACAACCCUACACAACUGCAGAGGCCGUCGAACUGGACCUCCUGGACAAUGGUCAAGGUGCUGAUACCCAGGCAGGCGAUGGCGUUUACUCACGAUACCUCACUGUUUACUCCACCACGGGGAGGUAUGCGGUCAAGGCACAGGUGUGGGACGACGGCAGCGCCCUCGUCAACAACGGCUUCACGACUUCACGCAAGAGGCAUCCACGCUCGCUCCCGGCUUUCCCUCUGGACACGCCGACUUACUGCUGCGGAAGCGUUGUGCCGGUGGACCCCGAGUUGGCAACGCCCACGGGGAACUUCACCCGAUCAGCCAGUGGCGGCUCCUUCAGGGCGACAGCGGUGCCAUCAGGUGACGUUUUACCGCCGUCGCGCGUCACUGACCUGCAGACCGAAAUGAAAUCACCCAUUCUCACUCUCACGUGGACUGCUACGGGAGACGACUACGAUUACGGUAUAGUGUCUGGUUACGAGAUUCGCCUCAGCGCCAACCGAAGUCAGCUCCUUGAGGACACCUUCGACAGCGCCGAGAACGAGACCCUUCUGCUGUCCCUCGAGGAAUCUAUGACCAAGCCGGAGUUGCUCCUCGAAGCCGGAGAGAAGGUGGAGCUUAACUUCACGAUCGGAGAUAAGAUGGAGAUGGAUAAGUUUUAUUUCGUGGCGCUCAGGGCUGUGGACGACGGGGGUAGCGUGAGCCUCGUCUCGAACCUCGCAGCCGCCUUGUCUAGUAGCCCCCCUUCGGAACCUGAGGGUCUGGCAGGCUGGGCCAUCGCUCUUAUCGUCAUCGGCUGUCUGGCGGCGGUGGCGGCCAUCGUCGGAGGGGUGUUCUAUGCCAAGAAGAAGGAUUUGUUCUAAUGCAUGGGGAUGUUCUUAGAGGGAAGAAAGAAAGGGAUUUGGAAACAUCUCGGUUAAAGAAAUCGUCUGCGAGUCGGUUUUGUUUGGUUGUUGAAUGUUUCGAGGCAAUACUGUAUAUGUGUAUCCGCAUUUUAUUCAAGAACAUUGCGUUACAUAUUUCAAAAUUAUCCAUUUGUAUUACAAAAAAAAACAUCUCAUUGCUCUUUAUGAUAAUAUAAAUUCAUAAAAA